Molecule: messenger RNA, 2367 nt
Organism: Cyprinus carpio (common carp)
Lineage: Eukaryota; Metazoa; Chordata; Actinopteri; Cypriniformes; Cyprinidae
Product: zinc finger protein 525-like
Exons: 3
Coding region: 786-1859 (357 amino acids)
Source: RefSeq, a predicted model, not a curated record
CUCACUCUCAAAGCAUCCUAGGUGUAGAUGAAUCCAAUCUGAGUUAUAUUAAAAAUUAUGCUGGCUCUUCCAAGCGUUAGAAUUGGAAUAGGCGGGUGUUUUUGUUCAACAGUCCAAAAGUAGUCAAAGCAUGCGCAUCUGUAAUAAAAAGUGCCUCACAUGGCUCCGAGGGGUGAAUAAAGGCCUCCUGUAGCGAAUCGAUGUGUUUUUGUGAGAAAAAUAUCCAUAUUUGAAAUGUUAUAAACACUUUUUUCUCACUUCUGCUGACUGUCAUACGUGCAAGCCGUUCUGGGCAGAUGACAUAGGACACGCAUGCACCGGUGAUUAGUGACGAACAUGGAAGCGUGGAUGAGAGACACCAAAACAAAUCGCUGCUCACUAAUUAGAAGCACAAAACAAGGAUUUGUAAAGAAAAAUAUAGGAGGAUUUCGAUCUAAGCCAAGAAGAGACUGGUUUUCAUUUGCUAAAGUAAGGAAACUUUGCUUCCUUUGCUCCUGUAAACAAAUUUGUGAGACUAUCAUAUCUCAGAGGCAUGUGCUCGACGCCUACGUGCUACGUCAACCUCCGGAACGGCUUGCACAUAUGACAGUAAGCAGUUCAUUGAAGAGAAAGAGGGGAAUGAAGAAUCAAGUGAAGUUGAGGAGAAAAAUCAUGUCAAAACUGGAGGAAAACCUUUGAGUUGCUCUCAAACAAAACAGAAAGAUUUAAAGAAAAAAAGAGCCAAGGAAUCUUUACCUACUCAGUGUGGAAAGAGAUUCACACACAAAACAGGUUUUGAGAGUCACAUGAGAGUUCAUACUGGAGAGAAACCACACACUUGUGAUCAGUGCGGGGAGAGUUUCAAACAAUCAGCAAACCUUAAGAUACACAUGAACAUCCACACUGAAGAGAAGCAGCACGCAUGUGAUCAAUGCGGUAAAAUGUUUUUAUGGGCUUCACUUCUGAAGAAACACUUGAAAGUUCAUGCAAAGAAGAAGCCACAUUCAUGUCAUUUGUGUGGUAAGAGUUUUUCACAUCUACAAAGUUUGAAAGUACAUCAGAAAAUACAUACUGGUAUGAGAGAGCACAUGUGCUUUGAGUGUGAAAAGACUUUUAGUUCAGCGAGCAAUUUAAAAAUGCACAAGAGGAUCCACACUGGAGAGAAGCCUUACAAGUGUUCACACUGUGACAAGAGAUUCAGUCAAUCAGCAAAUCUGAAAAAACAUGAAAGGAUCCACACUGGAGAAAAACAUUAUAAGUGUUCACACUGUGACAAGAGAUUCAGUCAUCCAUCACUUCUAAAAAGACAUGAAAGGAUCCACAAUGGAAAAAAACCUUAUAAGUGUUCACACUGUGACAAGAGAUUCAGUCAUCCAUCACUUCUAAAAAGACAUGAAAGGAUCCAUACUGGAGAGAAACCUUAUAAGUGUUCACACUGUGACAAGAGAUACAAUAAUUCAUCAACUCUGAAAACACAUGAAAGUAUCCACAAUGGAGAAAAACCUUAUAAGUGUUCAAACUGUGACAAGAGAUUCAGUCAUCCAUCACUUCUGAAAACACAUGAGAGGAUCCACAAUGGAGAGAAACCUUAUAAAUGUUCUCACUGUGACAAGAGAUUCAGGAAACCAUCAAGUCUGAAAACACAUGAAAGGAUCCAUACUGGAGAGAAACCUUACAAGUGUUCACACUGUGACAAGAGAUUCAGUGAUUCAUCAAGUCUGAAAAAACAUGAGAGGAUCCACACUGGAGAGAAACCUUAUAAGUGUUCACACUGUGACAAGAGAUUCCGUGUUUUAUCAAAUCUGAAAAGACAUGAGAGGAACCACACUGGAGAGAAACCGUAUCAUUGCACUGUACGUGGGAAGCGUUUCAUUCAGUAAUUUGUUAUACACAGUCAUACAAAAACAAUCACAAUAAGGCCCUGUACACACGGAGACACGUUUAGCUAAAUAUAUAAAUAUUUUGAAUUGUAUAUGUGUUUCGUCCAGACAGAUCCGGCGUUUUGGGAGAAUGAAAUCACAAUUUAUUUUUUAAACCGGGUCCCAGAGUGGAUAAAUCUGAAAAUAACACCUUUGCAUUUUCAUGUACAGCCAAUCCGUAUAUUUUGUGAAACAAUGAUGUCAUCACCCCUCUUCUCGACCCUAGUCAGACACCGCUACAUCAUGUAACAUCAACAACAAUAACAAUGGAGGACUACAUGUUUGUGUUCAUGCUGCAGAAGCUACUGAGCCUAUUAGCUUGACUAAACUUACUAGUAGAGCUUGUAAGGAGUGAAAUUAUUUCCUUAUGAAAUGAAUUCUUUGUGAAGCCAGACUUUCAGGAACUCUCGCAAUGCAAAUGCAGAUGCACCAAAACAAUGGGCUUUUGAUCUCCUCGUGGAGCCAAACA